Penicillium canescens is the source of this 531-nucleotide messenger RNA. RefSeq lists its product as uncharacterized. Gene Ontology annotation, molecular function: fluconazole transmembrane transporter activity. Bases 1 to 531 code for a protein of 176 amino acids. The record is from RefSeq and is a predicted model, not a curated record. The transcript has a single exon. Gene Ontology annotation, biological process: xenobiotic detoxification by transmembrane export across the plasma membrane. NCBI's taxonomy places the organism in Eukaryota, Fungi, Ascomycota, Eurotiomycetes, Eurotiales, Aspergillaceae.
AUGUCGGCCAUCUCAUAUAGUUUGACAUUCCUAGCCAUUGUGGUAGGCUGUCUGGUUGCCAUUUCCAUCUACGUUUUCUACCAGAGUCAGGUGACUGAAUCACAAGAAGAAUUGGUUUCCUUGAAUCUGCACGAGAAAAACCUCAUCCCUGCUCUCCCAGGCGUGGUACUGACACCUGUUGGUUUGUUUAUCUUUGCCUGGACGGCGCGAGAAUCCAUCCAUUGGGUUGUGCCCACUCUCGGCAUUGCGAUACAUGCCGGUGCCACCUUCGGUGUUUUCCAGGCCAUAUUGACAUACCUCCCAAUUACUUAUCCAGAGUUCGUCGCCUCACUCCUUGCAGCAAGUGACUUUACACGAUCGGCUACAGCGGCAGUUAUUAUAAUUGUCAGCACUUAUAUGUACGACGACCUCGGGGUCAGCAAAGGUGUUACUCUCUUGGGGAGUAUUUCCGUUUUUGGUAUCGUUGGCAUGUGGCUGUUUUGGAGAUUUGGAGCUAGGCUAAGAGCAAGGAGCAGCUUUGCAUCCUCGUAG